GAGCACCUCGCUUUAUGCAAGUGAUCUCACGGUUUCUUCCCCCCUCCCCCUUAAAAAUAAAAGCUGCAGAUUCUCGUCGACACUGGCAGCAGCAACUUCGCCGUGGCCGGAGCCCCGCAUUCUUACACAGACUCGUACUUCGACACAAAGAGGUCCAGCACAUACCGGCCGAAGGGCUUCGACGUCACCGUCAAGUACACGCAGGGGAGCUGGGCCGGCCUGGUGGGGGAGGACGUCGUCACCAUCCCAAAAGGCUUCAAUGGUUCUUUCGUGGUCAACGUCGCCACGAUCUUCGAGUCGGAGAAUUUCUUCCUGCCUGGGAUUAAAUGGAACGGGAUUCUAGGACUUGCUUAUGCUGCCCUGGCUAAGCCAUCGAGUUCUCUGGAGACGUUCUUCGAUUCCCUCGUGGCACAAGCGAAAAUCCCAACAUCUUCCUCCAUGCAGACGUGCGGGGCGGGCUUGCCAGUGGCUGGAUCUGGCACCAAUGGAGGCAGCCUGGUCCUAGGUGGCAUUGAACCAAGUUUGUACAGAGGAGACAUCUGGUAUACCCCGAUUAAGGAGGAGUGGUAUUAUCAGAUAGAAAUCCUCAAGCUGGAGAUCGGAGGCCAGAGUCUUAACCUGGACUGCAGAGAGUACAAUGCGGACAAGGCCAUCGUGGACAGUGGCACAACGCUGCUGCGUCUGCCCCAGAAGGUGUUCGAUGCGGUGGUCGAAGCCGUGGUCCGCACGUCUCUGAUUCCAGAAUUCUCUGACGGCUUCUGGACUGGGUCCCAGCUGGCGUGCUGGACGAAUUCCGAAGCGCCUUGGUCUUACUUCCCUAAAAUCUCCAUCUACCUGAGAGACGAGAACUCCAGCAGGUCCUUCCGCAUAACUCUCCUGCCUCAGCUUUACAUUCAGCCCAUGAUGGGGGCUGGCCUGAAUUACGAGUGCUACCGAUUCGGCAUUUCGCCUUCCAUGAACGCGCUGGUGCUCGGUGCCACCGUGAUGGAGGGCUUCUACGUGGUCUUUGACAGAGCCCGGAAGAGGGUGGGCUUUGCAGCCAGCCCCUGUGCAGAAAUCGCAGGUGCUCCGGUGUCUGAAAUCUCUGGGCCUUUCUCAACAGACGACAUAGCCAGCAACUGUGUCCCCGCCCUGCCUUUGAACGAGCCCGUGCUGUGGGUCGUCUCCUACACGCUCAUGAGCGUGUGCGGGGUCAUCCUCCUCAUCUUAAUCAUCCUGCUUCUCCUCCCGUCCCGCUGUCGGCACCUCCCACGAGACCCCGAGGUCGUCAGCGACGAGUCCUCUCUCGUCCGGCACCGCUGGAAGUGACGAGUGAGGCCGGAACCCGAACCACCUCGAACUCACCUCCUAGGAGGAUUCAAUUUUGAGGGCGGCAGGCAGGAGUUUACAAGGCAGGGUUCCUUCCUGUGUCCAUUAGUCUUGAGUCCCUGUCUGUCCUGCUCCCAGACGCCUUCCAGAGUCGCUGUAUUUUGAUUCUUGGUUUUAAAGCUUCCUUCUUCUUCUCUACUUCCAAGAAAAUGAUAAUAAAAAACACCUCAUUCUAAACCAAAACAGAGUGAAUCGGGCUUCAGGCUUUAUGUGACUGGUAUACCACACCGUCUACCUGGGCCACCAAAUAAAAAAGCAGGCCGCGGCUCCUUUUCCUCCCUCCCGUCUCUGGAGAAGUGAGCCCACACAGCUUAUAACUCCUCUUAGCUAAUGGGAAGCUUUGUGUAUUAGUCGCUUUUAAGGGUAUUUUGCACCCGGCUUCAAGCAGGGGCCCGGCGGUCCAGGAAGGCUCGAAGUUUGAUGGCGGGAGUGGCGGCCUGGGGCCCGAGGACAGAAGCAUCCUGCUUCCUCCUGAGUCAGAAACAGCUGCAGGGCCCUGUUCUGGGUCUGUCUGUGCCUUGCACGGGAGCAAAGUCCACUCAGAGGACAUCGUCCCCGACGGUUCUCAUGGGCCUCAUCUGAAGACGGGAGGCCUCGUGCCCGUCGUGGUGGAGCGAGGAGCCCACGCUGUGGACGCUAUGCUUCCGCCAUAGUGUUGCCAUCAGAGCAGAAAGCCACCUCUGCUGAGACUCCGGCCCGGGCCCCGAGCCUGGGCGGGGGUGCAGGCGGCCUGGCCCCAGCCUUUGCCAUCACCUAAAAACAUCCUCAUCCCGACAGGCCAGCCGGAACAGGUCCGAAUCACACACCGGGAAGUUCUGUCACCGAGCUGGUCAUCAUCUCACAUGCGCACGCUUACUUAAUAUCGAGAAACAGCAUUAUAGUAAGAACAACCGGUUCCAUUUCGCUAGCUUAGUUGUAUCUUUUUCCAGGUCUUCUCGGGAGGUAGGUGGAUCGUUACCCUUUGGGGAAACUGGGGAGCGGCUGAACACCGUGCUUCCGACCCGAAAGGAAGGAAGACGCGAGGCGUGCGGAGGGCUUGGUGGGGACUUCCGGUCGCCCCCACGCUCUGAAACCGCGUUUCCACUUGCACAAGCCCCUGGAGUCGAGCACGUGCGUCUGAAUCAGCUGAAAUAAGUGUGCGGAGCCAGGGACCCCACGCGUCCUCCCUUUGGCGUGUUCAGCCUUCUGAUGGGUACCGCUACCCCUGUGUGGGGGACUCCCCUCUUGCUGUCCUUUGUGGCCUUUGCCAGAGAAAAGCAGAAACCUUUAAGUCAACGCAAUCGGCCUUAUAUGAUCUGAUGUAAUUAGGAGAAGGGUUCAAAGCCAGCGCCCCUUCUCUCUUGCUCAUGUGCCAAGUUCAAUGUUCACUUGCAUGGUUACGGCAGCGAGCAGCUGGAUGUGUAAUAAAAUUCCACUGGAAGGGCUAACUGUGGACUGUCUCCGCCAGCUGAAGUAUUAUUUGUGUCCAAAAUAGGCUACAUGUGGAUGUCGCAGUCAUCUGCUCUGCUCAGGGCAUCCCGGGGUCCCCUCCACAUUGAAAAAUAGAUGAGCGUGCCCAAGAGAUGGGAGGUCACUUACACACAUCGCGGUGUCCCAAAAGAUUCUCCAGCUCUCGCAGAUACCUGCAGAGAGGCACAUCCAUCUUCUGUGUUCUUCAAAAUACGGUUUGAGCAUGGUGGGGACAAGAGCCUCUGGGGACGGGAUGGGAGGACUAAACUCUGUUAUCGGAUGCGUGUCGUUAUGUCUGGUCUCAGCUUGUUGAGAGGCCAGAAUUUGAAAUGCAUUUCAGAAUUAGAAAUCUCUGGAAGUCUCGUUCUCUUCUGGUCCUAUCGGCUUUUUCACUGGGCCCUGUUUUGUGAGCCACUCGGCAUAGCGAUGAAGGUGACGCCCUGAGACUAAGCCUUCUCCCUGCUGUGAAAAAUCCGAACCCCUGAAAUGAAAAGAGGGAACCGCGGGUAGGACCUGGCUAGUUUGGCACGUGUUUCUUUGCACAGGCUUCUUCUCUUCCAUUUUCCCUUGACGGGUUUCUGAGCUGGGAACAUUUGUAUCGCAGCCAUUAGCAGGCACUCUUCCCAGAAGACAUGAUAAUAGCAAGUUAGAUUUCAAGCUAGGGUGUUUGAAUGAGGUUUGCUCUGAUUCUCUGUAUUUCAUAUCAAAUUUCUCUAGCUUUUCAUCUCUGAUGUCAUUGGAUGUGACAUUUUAAUGGAAAUACUUAAAUGACAAAAGCAUGAUUGAGCAACGAGAUUGAAAUAGACAAUUGAAUGUGGGACAUUUUCCUGGCAUGCCUCGCUGCUGAAAAUUGGACUUUGAGUCAAAACUCUGGGAGUGACAGCCACCUCCCCGAGUUAUGUAAAUUGAGACUUAGCUAGGAAACCUUCCAGGAGGCUGGCUCUGAACGGGAAAGGAAGUAGCAACCAUUGGAGGCUGCCAUUUUUUACCUGGUAACAGCACAUGGUGGAAAACGUUGGAAGAUGGUUCUUUCCUGAAAAAUGCAACUUAGCAUUAGGUUUUCGUCAAACCCUGGUCAACUCUCUGAGGGAAACGAAUGCUUCUAUAGGAAUAGUAUGUAUUUUUAAAUAGGGUAAUGCUUCCUAUUCCUGAUGGGCUAUUAGAAGCCUGAACUGAAGUCCCGUCUUCAGCAACUGAAACUGUUUAUGAAAAAAUAGCAGGAAACGAGUUGGGGACUGAGUAUUUUUUCCCCCUCUGGAAUUUAAAAGCACCACGAAGGGACCGGCAUUUACCAAACCCUACUUCGUAUUUCUUCUGAACCUAAAACAGGUACCUGGCCUUAAAGCAACAGAUUCCUCGCAUGUGACAGCAGAGACGAUUUUCCAAAAAUCAGUUCGCUCUCGGGCAUUUGGAAGGAUUUUCACCUGAUUCAUCAUGAAACGCGGAGGUUUUGG
Molecule: messenger RNA, 4271 nt
Organism: Pteropus alecto (black flying fox)
Lineage: Eukaryota; Metazoa; Chordata; Mammalia; Chiroptera; Pteropodidae
Gene: BACE2
Product: beta-site APP-cleaving enzyme 2
Exons: 8
Coding region: 439-1308 (289 amino acids)
Biological process (GO): membrane protein ectodomain proteolysis; amyloid-beta metabolic process
Cellular component (GO): endosome; trans-Golgi network; membrane
Molecular function (GO): aspartic-type endopeptidase activity
Source: RefSeq, a predicted model, not a curated record